CUUUAGGAACGUGAGUCGUGCUGACGGGAGUAUUGGCAAACUCGUUUUGAAUUUAUAAUCAAAUCCACCAUCAUGAGUCUAUUGAACAAACCCAAGUCUGAGAUGACUCCUGAGGAGCUGCAGAAACGAGAGGAAGAAGAGUUCAACACUGGACCCCUUUCUGUGCUCACACAGUCCGUCAAAAACAACACACAAGUCCUUAUUAACUGCCGCAACAAUAAGAAACUACUGGGCAGAGUAAAGGCAUUUGACAGGCACUGUAACAUGGUCCUUGAGAAUGUCAAGGAGAUGUGGACAGAAGUACCUAAAAGUGGCAAGGGAAAGAAGAAAUCAAAGCCAGUUAACAAAGAUCGUUACAUCUCCAAGAUGUUUCUCAGGGGAGACUCAGUGAUUGUGGUGCUGAGGAACCCCCUCAUCACAGGGAAGUAAAUGACCACUCAGACUAAACAGCGUAGGCAAGCCCAGCCUGGAUGGACCAUUCACACAGCAAUAUCAACAUGUCUAAUGCUCUGGACUUUCUGCUGAUAUGGUCAUGAAUGCAUCUAGAACUCCAGGAACAGUUUGCUUAGGCCUAAUAUUACGGCGUGCUACCAUGGCAGGAGAUAUUAAGAGGAAGACAAUAGUGAGAAAAAAGACAUGAGUUAAGUUGAAGAUGUUUGCAUCAGCUCUGGAUGUAUGUAUGAGAGGUUGUGUUGUAAAACUGAAAGCCUUUGUUUGAUUUUCUAUGUGGAACUGCUUUUGUUUUUGGUUUGUUUGUUUUUUUCUAAAUAAAUG
Molecule: messenger RNA, 774 nt
Organism: Chanos chanos (milkfish)
Lineage: Eukaryota; Metazoa; Chordata; Actinopteri; Gonorynchiformes; Chanidae
Gene: snrpd2
Product: small nuclear ribonucleoprotein D2 polypeptide
Exons: 3
Coding region: 73-429 (118 amino acids)
Biological process (GO): RNA splicing
Cellular component (GO): small nuclear ribonucleoprotein complex
Molecular function (GO): RNA binding
Source: RefSeq, a predicted model, not a curated record